UGCUCAGUGCGCUCCCACCAUAAAGAAACUAUUGUGCAAGAACCAAAAGUGCAUGUUUUUGGAGCUUCUCCUCUUGUGGACACAGAAAGGACUAAAACUGUCGGAGCAACUGUUUAAUUAUUACCAGUCCAGCCGCUGGACGGGUGCGCGCGUCCUCUUGUUGCGCUGCGCACCGUUUCACCGAAGCUUUUGGCUCCAAACAGGUGGAUUUCUCGACAUAUUUUAAAGAUACCUGAGGCCCAGUUAUGCCAGUGCCCCCUCCACCUCCCCCGGUGCCCCCUCCACCUCCCCCGGUGCCCCCUCCACCGCCACCCCCGCCGCUCAGCGCUGCCCUGCCAAAGCCUCCAUCAGAGCCUCCUAAGCUCCAGUCCGGCGGAGGAGGAGGUGGACGGAAUGCCCUGUUGGCCGACAUCCAGAAAGGAACCCGGCUCAAAAAAGUCACCCAGGUCAAUGACCGCAGUGCCCCCGUUGUCGCUAAGCCCAAAGCGAGCACUGGAGAAGCAUCCAACAGUGUUGGUGCUUCUCAGAGUUCAUCAGGAGGGAUGGCACCCGUAGGACCCUCUUUGGGUGGACUGUUUGCUGGAGGAUUUCCCACGCUGAGGUCCACAGGACAAAGAGACACAGUGGGCAAGAUCGCAGGUGUGUCUCUGUCCAGCUCCGCUGCCUCCCAGAAGCCUCUGUGGAAUCCGCCCACUUUAGCCGACACGAGCAGCGUUCCUGAGCUUCAUAGGGUGGUGGAUCCAGGGAAUGUCGCCUACCUCCCUCUAGCUACAACAUCUUCUGCCCCACCCUCUCCCAGCCACAGCAGCAAACACCCGUCUCUUCACCUUGGUUUCUUACCUGUUCUUCCUACACCUCCGCCUCCACCACCCACUGCUCCUCCCCCGCCUCCCCCACCUCAAGCCAGCAGGCCUCCGCCUCUCCCGUCCUGUCCUCCACCUCCUCCGCCCUCACAAGCAACCAAACCCACUUGGCUCCCUAUCCAGCAACCCCACUAUGCUCCUCCACCUCCUCCGUCUUCAGUACCACCCUCCACUAUUCACAUGGACCACUUGUCAGGGUGCGUCUAUCCCCCUCCCUCUUCCCCACUCAUUGACGUACCACCUCAGUUAUCUGUCCUGCGUGACAGCUCACUGGGACCUCCUCCACCUCCUCCACCUCCCUGUCUUCCAGCUCCUAUCACCCCCUCUUGCCCAUCCACCCUUCCUCCUCCGCCACUAAAGAUUGGACCAAUGCACUCGCAAGCCCCACGGUCUCUGCCGCCCUCGUACCCGUGCAACGCCCCCACCCGACGCCCACCUGCUGUACCCAGGAGUGCAUGUGUGAGUCGUUUAGCUCCACCUCCAGCACCACCAGCUCGUUCUCCCAACACGGAGCUGUCGAACCGCAUUCCUCCCCCUCCGCCACCUCCAAUGUUGCCAGCCAGUCUCAGGAAUGGGCACCUGCGCAGCCUGGAUGACUUUGAAUCAAAGUUCCAGUUCCACCCUGUAGAAGACUUGCCUCCUCCUGAAGAAUUUAAGCCUGUCCCUCGGAUCUACCCCAGCAAAGAAAACAGAGUGAACCCCAAACCGCCUGGGGUCAGGACACACCUCAGAUGAGUCUCCGUGUUCUUCAUCAGUAUGUGAUUACAUAAACAGUUACGCCUCCUCCUCCACUCUGGGAGUGAAGAUGAGGAGCUAUAGACAAUUCCAUGACAGCCAAGGACAUUGUUUAACUUGGACGUGGGCUCCUUGUAGUUGGGCGUGGAUAUGUGCCUGCCCCUUUGACCUCUGACCUUUUCCAGUGUGGAAUGUUUUGAAUGCAUGCGAGAGGAGUACUCUCCUUACAGCGGCUCUCCUCUAUAUACGACCUCUUUCAGGCUCCU
Messenger RNA from Thalassophryne amazonica, 1864 nucleotides. RefSeq names its product WAS/WASL interacting protein family member 3 (gene wipf3). The transcript has 10 exons. NCBI's taxonomy places the organism in Eukaryota, Metazoa, Chordata, Actinopteri, Batrachoidiformes, Batrachoididae. Gene Ontology annotation, molecular function: actin binding. The record is from RefSeq and is a predicted model, not a curated record. The coding region runs from base 246 to 1598 and encodes 450 amino acids.